Suillus discolor is the source of this 1041-nucleotide messenger RNA. RefSeq lists its product as uncharacterized. Gene Ontology annotation, molecular function: protein binding. The transcript has 6 exons. The record is from RefSeq and is a predicted model, not a curated record. Gene Ontology annotation, biological process: protein insertion into ER membrane. Gene Ontology annotation, cellular component: cytosol. NCBI's taxonomy places the organism in Eukaryota, Fungi, Basidiomycota, Agaricomycetes, Boletales, Suillaceae. Bases 1 to 1041 code for a protein of 346 amino acids.
AUGCCUGCAGUAUCCGGUUCAUCCUCUCGCGCCCUGAACGCGAUUAUACCGCUUGUCGCGUCUGGGCAGCCCUACGAAGCGCACCAGAAAGCACGCACCUUCGCUUCACGGUACAGCAAGUCUGGGCAGUACGACACUGCCAUCGACGUGCUCUUCCAGAGUGCGAGAGAACUCCUGAAAGUUGGCCAGCAGGGAAGCGGAACAGAUUUGACGCUGUUCCUUUUGGAAGUAUAUGAAAGCAAGGGUGAGGCCGUGGAUGAUGAGUCUCGAGGGAGACUAACACAACUCAUCGCGCUGACUGGAUCAUCCGGAUCAUGGAGGAAAACGAUCAUUGAUAGAUCCAUAUCAUGGUCAGCCAGACAUGGUGAUUGUCCCGCAGGUGACCAAGACCUGCAUCACUACAUCGGAGAGCUCUUAUAUAAAGAUGGGGCUUUCGAUGCGGCAGAACCUCACUUCCUCGCGUCAGGAAAAAGGGAUAGCGCACGUUCACUAGCGAAUAUGAUGAUAGAAUGGUCAGCAGCGGGCGGAGCUCCAGGGAACUUUGCCCUUCGAGGUACACUUCCAUAUCUACAAAAUGGCAAUAUCGUCGGAGCUCGCACAUUCAUUUCGCAGUUCAUUGCACAAGUGAUUUCAUCUCGACCGAAACUGAUUUCGCCACUGCAAUCAUCUCCAUUGUCUGUCACUCCUACGAGUGAAAUCACACAUACGACUGAGCCUGUGCUCAACUUCUGUCAGCUUGCUGUCUUGACAUGUCAACGUGCGAAUGGGGAGAAGAAUAAAGUGAUGCGCGAGAGCUGGGUAAGGCUUUGUGGAACAUAUCAAUCUAAAGGUGGCGUCUUAGCGACCAGGGAAGUUCGGACGACACUACAGGAGAUAGCAACGUUGUACUUUGCAAUUCCUCCGCCACGUACUCAGCCUGAUAAUCCUUUGGGAGCUAUGAUUUCCUCUAUGCUGGGCGGUGGGAUGCCGGGAGGAGGGGCGCCUCCGCGGCGGAUGCUGUCUCCCGCUGUGAGCGGACCAUCGGCACCAGGACUGGAUUAG